Messenger RNA from Baudoinia panamericana UAMH 10762, 1736 nucleotides. Its product is annotated as glycoside hydrolase family 5 protein. The record is from RefSeq and is a predicted model, not a curated record. NCBI's taxonomy places the organism in Eukaryota, Fungi, Ascomycota, Dothideomycetes, Mycosphaerellales, Teratosphaeriaceae. Gene Ontology annotation, cellular component: extracellular region; cell surface. Gene Ontology annotation, molecular function: beta-glucosidase activity. Gene Ontology annotation, biological process: glucan catabolic process. The transcript is spliced from 6 exons. Bases 44 to 1378 code for a protein of 444 amino acids.
CUUUCGCAUAUCUAGCUGCUACGAUAUUUCGUACCAAUCGCGAAUGCUGAGCGAAUCCUUCUGCUCAUGGCUGCUGCUCUUUAGUCUUGCCUUGUACACUCUCGGUCAGUCAACUUCAAAUGAUCCUAUUCGGGGAGUCAACCUUGGAGGCUGGCUGGUUACAGAGCAAUGGAUCACUCCGGCAGUCUACCAAGGCACCUACGCAAACGACGAAUGGCACCUCUGCAACCAACUAGGCCCUAAACAAUGUGCAUCCACCCUCCGCUCACACUGGUCUUCCUUUUACGUCCGCGAUGACCUCGUCGCCAUACGGUCUGCAGGUCUCAACAGGAUCCGGAUACCCAUCGGCUACUGGGCGGUCGAUCUUCUGCCCUACGAGCCUUACGUCUCUGGACAGUACCCUUACCUCAUCCGAGCCGUGCAAUGGGCCGGCGAACUAGGAUUGUCCGUGAUUAUUGACCUGCAUGGCGCACCAGGGUCCCAGAAUGGGCAGGACAAUUCGGGAUUGAUUGGGCCGGUGCUUUUUCCGAGCAACGCGUCGAAUGUGGACCGGAGUCUUAAUGUGUUGAGGAACCUGACCGAGGAGUUCUCAUCUCUGGUUUACAACAAUACCGUGAUAGGUGUGGAGUUGCUCAACGAACCUAGACUAUCUGCGACCUUCUCCAUGGACCAGCUCAAGCGUUUCUAUACAAACGGGUCUGCCGUGGUGCACGAUGCGAGCACCCGAAGUGGCUUCAAUGUCACUAUACACGAUGCCUUCUGGGGACCGCAGUAUUGGACGAACUACAAUCCGAGCAACGCCGCAGCCUCUCAGCCUGCGCAAGGCCUGGCAAUUGACACGCACCAGUACUACGCCUUUGCACCCCUCAACAACCUCACCGCACCGCAAAUCCUGCAGUCAAUCUGCAAUAUCUCACAGCUACUGAAGGCGCCUCAUAGCGGCAUUCCGCCGACUGUGGUUGGGGAAUGGAGUCUUGAAACAGGCAAUUCUCCAGUCGCAUCAAGCUCCGAUCAGAACGGCAAUGACAACCAGGCACGCCGAACGUGGUUUCGUCUGCUCGCUGAAGCGCAGAUGCGUGCAUACUCUCCCACCGCGGAGGGUCAGAGUUCGAUCGGGUGGAUCUUCUGGGCUUGGAAAACUGAGUAUGACAUUGAUACGUGGUCAUAUCGCCGCGGCGUCGCAGACGGAUGGAUACCUUCCAUCGCAAGCAAUUACUCGACCUACGCCUUUCCAGUCCUUGCGAACGGGUGUGUCGACACGACUUACAACUAUACUGCUCCGCGAAAGGUUGGCAGUGCCGGAAUGGUCAGCGCGGGUAUGCUGGACUCGAGGUUGCUUGCUUUAGCGGCGUUGGUGUGUAUCGCAGUGGCGAUGUGAGUACGCCGGUUGAGCUAUGAGGUUACAAUGUAUCCAUGGUUAGCUGGCUUGAUAUUCGAUCGGGGCUGGACCACGAAGCACGAUACACAAGAACAAAAUACGUACCUCGAUCGAGGAAGCAUAAAGCAUGGAGCAUGAGCAUGGAGCACUGAGCGCGGUGUGACGUUGAAGGACAAAGCAUAAGGUGUGAAGUGUAAAGCAGUAAAGCUGGGAUACGGAGCAUGAACCCGUUCAACACGGGCUGCUUGUGCGCUGCGUUCGCCCUUGCAGUGCAGCGCAGACGCACGGCUUCGACCUGUACCUGGUCAAUGGGACGGUAGGUGUGUUCGAUCCCACAGCCUGCAAAAGAAGGCAGUAG